UUCGUCCUCCCACAAACUGUUCCUCCACAGAUUACAGGAGCAGCAACAGCUGGGAGACACAACCCCCCUUACUCGACCUCUCGAUCUGCUUCCUCUGGCCUUCUCACCAUCUCACCAGUCACCAGCCAGCACCCAUCGAUCGAGCACAAACCACCACAGCUGUCUCGCCGAAGGCAACAAGGCAGGAAGGGCCACCGGGAAUCCGUUGAUAAAAGGGGGGCAAAUCGAAGCAAGCAUGGCGUCCUCCAACAGGCACUGGCCGAGCAUGUACAGGUCCAGCCUCGCCUGCAACUUCCAGCAGCCGCAGCCUGACAUGAACAACGGCGGCGGCGGCAAGUCCUUGAUGUCCUCAAGGUCCGAGGAGAGUGGAAGGAACCCGGAGCCGAGGCCGCGGUGGAACCCGCGGCCAGAGCAGAUCAGGAUCCUGGAGGGGAUCUUCAACUCCGGCAUGGUGAACCCGCCGCGCGACGAGAUCCGCCGCAUCCGCCUUCAGCUGCAGGAGUACGGGCCCGUCGGCGACGCCAACGUCUUCUACUGGUUCCAGAACCGCAAGUCCCGCACCAAGCACAAGCUGCGCGCCGCGGGCCAGCUGCAGCCGUCCGGCCGCGCCGCCCUGUCGCGCGCGUGCGCGCCGCCGCCGCCUGCGCUGGCACCCGCCCCCAUGACGCCGCCGCGGCACCUGCUCGCGUCCCCCGUGGCGCCCACCUCCUCCUCGUCGUCUUCCUCUGACCGGUCCUCCGGGUCGAGCAAGUCGGCGAGGACGGCUGUCUUGCUGCCGCCUCCCGCGGCGGCGGCCAUCCAGGGUGUUCUGCCGGCGACGGCCAUUGACUUGCUUUCACCGAAGCCGACGCCGGCUCUGGCGGCACACCAGCUCUACUACCACAGCCAGCAGCUCAUGGCGCCUGCCGUGCCGCCGCCGAUGCCCGAGCUGAUCACCUCCCCCGAACCGUUCCUCCUGCACUGGCAGCAGCAAGGUGGCCACUACCUGCCGGCCACCGAGCUCGGCGGCGUCCUCGGCGCCCACACGCACGAGCCGCCGCCGGCCAUGCACCCGGCCGUCUCACCCAGCGUGCUCCUGGGCCUGUGCAACGAAGCUCUAGGGCAAGACUGCGUCGACAUCAUCAGCUCCAAGCAGCAGGGACUUGGCCAUGGCCAGUACUGGAACACCACCUGCGGUUCUGAUCUGAGCAGCAAUAACAAGACCGACGCCGUGAGCGACGUGAUCAGGGACGACGAGAAGGCCAGGCUCGGGUUACUCCACUACGGCUUCGGCGCGGCCGCCGCCGCUGCCACUUCGGCGCCUCUUGCCGCUCCUGUGCAGCCAGCCGCUGCGGAUGCCAGUACGGCCAUGCUGCUUCCAAGUUCUGCGCCGAGUAACGUUGCUGCUGCCACGAGCUCCGUACUCACCGAUCAGUUGCAAGGGCUGUUGGACCCUGGGCUGAUCGGAGGGACGCCGCUGCCGCCGCCGACGGCGACGGUGGUGGUCGUGGCCCGUGACGCCGUGACGUGCGCGGUCACCGCGCAGUUCAGCGUCCCGGCGAUGCGCCUGGACGUGAAGCUGGCGUUCGGCGAUGCGGCCGUGCUGGUGCGCCACACCGGCGAGCCGGUCCUCGUCGACGAGUCCGGCGUCACCGUGGAGCCGCUGCAGCAGGACACCCUCUACUACCUGCUGAUGGUGACUCACUGAAUAAGCUGCCGGACGGGUCAAAGAGACCGAAGAGCCUUUAUAUUGAUGUUAGCAUGGCAUUUACCAAUGCAAUGCACGCGUGCAUUUGGGAGUCCUGCUAGCUGAUCAUCGUAUCUGUAUUUUCCUUAAAGUAAUUAGGUAUAUUUUGUCAUGUAUUUUAAGUCCGUAUCAAACAGCAUUAUGUCUGUGUUUAAUUUGAUGCAAUAAAGCCAUA
Setaria italica (foxtail millet) is the source of this 1901-nucleotide messenger RNA. RefSeq names its product WUSCHEL-related homeobox 12. The record is from RefSeq and is a predicted model, not a curated record. Gene Ontology annotation, biological process: regulation of developmental process. Gene Ontology annotation, molecular function: DNA-binding transcription factor activity; DNA binding. NCBI's taxonomy places the organism in Eukaryota, Viridiplantae, Streptophyta, Magnoliopsida, Poales, Poaceae. The transcript has 4 exons. The coding region runs from base 236 to 1687 and encodes 483 amino acids.